UGGCUCCUGCGGCGGCGCUUUCUGGUGUUGGGGAAGUCAUGGCGCUGCCCUGGUUGCAGCGCGUCGAACUCGCGUUCUUCGCUACCGCCUUCUUAUGCGGAGCCGUGGCGGCCGCGGCGCUGACCCGGACCCAGGGCUCCUUCAGGGGCAGCUGUCCUCUGUAUGGCGUGGCCGCCCUGAACGGCUCCUCUCUGGUCUUGUCCCGACCCACGGCCCCAUCCCUCUGCUCCUUUGUGGCGGGGGCCUCAGGCCUCCUGGCCCUCUACUGUCUGCUGCUUCUGUUCUUCUGGGUCUACACCAGCUGCAUCGAGGGCUCCCACAGAGGCCCUAUCGGGCUCCGCUUUGCACUGGCCACCUCAGCUAUAGCCAUCUUCCUGGUCUUAGUGUGUGCCUGUAUCCUUCGAUUUGGCACGAGUUCCCUGUGCAAAUCCAUCAUCUCCCUGAACAUGACUAGCUGCUCUGAUGCCCAGAAAACUUCAUGGAUACCCCCUGGAACCGCUGUGCAGUUUUACUCCAACCUACAUAAUGCUGAAACUUCUUCUUGGGUGAAUCUGGUAUUGUGGUGUGUGGUCUUGGUGCUCCAGGUUGUGCAGUGGAAGUCUGAAGCCACCCCAUCCCGCCCUCUGCAGAGGGGGGACCCUGAGUGGAGCUCUGAGACAGGUGCUCUUGUUGGGCCACGCCUUUCCCAUUCCUGAAGACUAACCAAAGAGUACUUCUGCAGCCAGACUCCAUGCCCAAGUGCCUGUAAUCCUCUUGCCCCAACAUGGCUUUGAUUAUGUGGGGAGCCUUAGUUUUCCCUCCAGGAGGGAACCAUGAUGACACCUCUCUUCCUACAGCUGUUUUUGUACCAGUAUUAUAUUACUUUCUUUCCUCAUCUCAGUACUGAGUUCUUAGUGUAAAGCACUGUAGGUAGGGUGGAUAAGAGUAAGGAGUGAAGGCUAAACAGAUAUGGGUCAAAAAACUCAAGAGGUACGGGCAGGUAGCUGCCCUUGGGACAACUGCUCUUUUAUUUGCUGUUAAUUCUGGGCCACCUGUGUGACCCUGGUUGUCACCCCAUCCAUAAGGUUUUUUAUUCUGAACCUUAGUGACCUGAGGUUGCUUCUUCACAAGCUACGGUAGGCACCCACAGUGUUGUCAAAAAGUUUCGUGUUGGGGAAGUGUCCAGCUUUGUCCAACAGGAAGUAGAAGCGUCGGCCUUUGACUUUCAGAGGCAACAUGGCAGGGACUUCUCCCCGGUGGGCCAUGCAAGAUACCUGGUUUAAGGGAACCGUAAAAUGGGCACCCCAACCAAAGGGGGCAUGAGUGGUGAGGGUCACUUGCUUCCCUCCAGCCCGUAGCAUCACUGAGCGCACAGAGCGGAGGGAAAAGAGAAGACCAGCACCAAGUACCAGGGAACCUGUAGGAAAAGCAAAGAUUUGGGUUUUCGCUGGAAAGCUAAGCAGCAACCCUUUCAGUGCCCCCCGAAUAAAAAUAAUUAUGAUAACA
Molecule: messenger RNA, 1485 nt
Organism: Bubalus bubalis (water buffalo)
Lineage: Eukaryota; Metazoa; Chordata; Mammalia; Artiodactyla; Bovidae
Gene: TMEM179B
Product: transmembrane protein 179B
Exons: 5
Coding region: 39-695 (218 amino acids)
Source: RefSeq, a predicted model, not a curated record